UGCACCAACGGUAGGUCAGCCCUUGAUUCAGCGCUCACUUCGAACUGUACCUUUUAAAUCUCGGUGGAGGUAUGGCUGCCAUCCGUAAGAAACUGGUUAUUGUUGGUGAUGGAGCUUGUGGAAAGACGUGUUUGCUCAUUGUCUUCAGCAAAGAUCAGUUUCCCGAAGUGUAUGUGCCAACUGUCUUCGAAAACUACGUCGCUGAUAUCGAGGUGGAUGGGAAGCAAGUAGAGUUGGCGCUUUGGGAUACCGCGGGUCAAGAAGACUACGAUAGACUUCGACCUUUGUCAUAUCCCGACACUGAUGUCAUAUUAAUGUGUUUUUCAAUAGACAGCACUGACAGUCUCGAUAAUAUCACUGAGAAAUGGUAUCCUGAAGUAAAACACUUCUGUCCAAAUGUUCCGAUCAUCCUUGUGGGUAACAAACAAGAUCUGCGUAAUGAUGAGCGAGCGCAUCAUGAAUUAGCCAAAGUUCGUCAGGAAUUAGUCAAAUCCGAAGAAGGUCGCCUUGUAUGUGAUCGUAUUAAUGCUUAUGGAUACUUAGAGUGUUCCGCUAAAACAAAGGAAGGUGUUCGUAAAGUUUUUGAAACAGCUACACGUGCUGCUUUAAAUACUAAACGUAAAAGAAAGAAAGGCUGUGAACUUAUUUAA
Molecule: messenger RNA, 650 nt
Organism: Schistosoma margrebowiei
Lineage: Eukaryota; Metazoa; Platyhelminthes; Trematoda; Strigeidida; Schistosomatidae
Source: the annotation of a GenBank genome assembly